Molecule: messenger RNA, 2123 nt
Organism: Arabidopsis arenosa
Lineage: Eukaryota; Viridiplantae; Streptophyta; Magnoliopsida; Brassicales; Brassicaceae
Source: the annotation of a GenBank genome assembly
AAUUUAAUUAAACUAAAUUAGUAUUAAUCCGAAAACUUGAAAUUGUUGCUUCCUUCCUCCUUUGGCUUCUUCCUCAAUUCUCCGAUCAAAAUGGCUCACAUGGUGAGAGCGAGCUCUGGCCUUGCUUACCCGGAGAGAUUCUACGCCGCCGCAUCGUACGUUGGCCUCGACGGAUCUCAAUCGUCGGUGAAACAACUCAGCUCCAAAUUCUCCAACGACACCUCUUUGCUUCUCUACGCGUUGCACCAGCAGGCUACUCAAGGACCUUGUAGUAUUCCAAAACCUAGUGCGUGGAAUCCAGUAGAGCAAAGCAAAUGGAAAAGUUGGCAGGGGCUUGGAACCAUGCCCUCCAUUGAAGCAAUGCGUCUCUUUGUGAAAAUUUUAGAGCAAGAAGAUCCUGGUUGGUAUCCAAGGGCAUCUAACUCUGUUCUAGAGCCUGCUGUAGAUGUCCAAAUCAAUAGCACAAAGGCCGAGCCUAGUUUUGAGAGUGGAGCUUCAUUUGGUGAGACAAAGUCGAUUUCUACCGAGGAUGAGCGCUUGACGGUAACGCAAGAUAAAGAUGUAGUUUUGGAAGACCCAAAUACUGUUUCUGUGUAUAAUAAGUGGACUGCACCACGAACACCAGGUCAGCCACCAAAAGCUCGGUAUGAGCAUGGAGCAGCGGUUAUUCAAGAUAAGAUGUAUGUGUAUGGUGGAAACCACAAUGGGCGUUAUUUAGGUGAUCUUCAUGUUCUAGAUUUAAAAAACUGGACUUGGUCAAGAGUUGAAACCAAGGUUGUGACUGAAUCACAGGAAACUUCAUCUCCAGCAAAACUAACUCACUCUGCUGGUCAUUCUUUGAUACCAUGGGAAAGCAAGCUUUUGUCUGUCGGUGGUCAUACAAAGGAUCCCUCAGAAUUCAUGAUAGUGAAGGAAUUUGAUCUGCUUAGCUGUUCAUGGUCAAUCUUAAAGACACACGGGAAGCCACCAAUUUCGCGUGGAGGUCAGUCAGCGACCCUUGUGGGAAAAAGCUUGGUGAUAUUUGGUGGCCAGGAUAGAAAGAAAUCGCUCCUAAACGAUUUGCAUAUACUUCAUCUAGAUACCAUGACCUGGGAUGAGAUAGAUGUCGUGGGUUCUCCUCCAACUCCAAGGUCUGACCAUGCUGCAACAGUGCACGCUGAGCGUUACCUUCUAAUCUUUGGUGGAGGAUCACAUACAACUUGUUUUGAUGAUCUGCAUGUUCUCGAUCUGCAAACUAUGGAGUGGUCAAGACAUAUAACACAACAAGGUGAAGCACCAACUCCACGUGCUGGACACGCUGGUGUGACAAUUGGGGAAAAUUGGUAUAUUGUUGGUGGUGGAGAUAACAAAAGCGGGGCAUCUAAGACUGUUGUUUUAAAUAUGUCAACUCUUGCGUGGUCAGUAGUCACUUCAGUCCAAGGACAUGUGCCUCUCGCUAGUGAGGGAUUGAGUUUAGUUGUGAGCUCAUACAAUGGCGAAGACAUAGUUGUUGCUUUUGGUGGAUACAACGGACAUUACAACAACGAAAUAGUUUUUUCCGCUGUUAAUAACGCCACGACUAGAGAUAUUGAGUCUGAGAUCGAGGUGAGCCAAGAAGGCAAAGUAAGGGAAAUUGUCAUGGAUAAUGUUAACUCCAGAUUAAAGGUUGAAGGAAAAGCCGAACGCAUUAUCACAACCCUUAAAUCCGAAAAAGAAGAAGUGGAGGCAUCACUCAACAAGGAAAAGAUACAAACUCUCCAACUAAAGGAAGAGUUAGCAGAGAUUGACACACGAAAUACAGAGUUGUACAAGGAACUUCAGUCUGUGCGGAAUCAACUUGCAGCGGAACAAUCAAGGUGUUUCAAACUAGAGGUUGAAGUUGCAGAACUAAGACAAAAGCUUCAGACAAUGGAAACACUUCAAGAGGAACUUGAACUCCUCCAACGUCAAAGAGCCGUUGCGUCUGAACAAGCCGCCACCAUGAACGCCAAACGACAGAGCUCUGGUGGCGUCUGGGGUUGGCUCGCUGGAACUCCUCCGCCUAAAACAUGAUUCCCCCAUGAAUUUUUUUGUUUCCGGUACCUCUUUUUUUUGUCAUUACCAAUAUCAGUAUUUUCAAAAAAGAAUAUAGACAAACUUUUUGU